This is a messenger RNA of Suillus plorans, 951 nucleotides long. RefSeq lists its product as uncharacterized. The transcript has 5 exons. The record is from RefSeq and is a predicted model, not a curated record. Lineage: Eukaryota; Fungi; Basidiomycota; Agaricomycetes; Boletales; Suillaceae. Bases 1 to 951 code for a protein of 316 amino acids.
AUGUUUACCGUCAUCCGGAAAGUCGUGGGAUUGGUAUCGCACAGUAUCGCCAUCAUCUGCACCAUAUUCAGGCUCAUGUACAGGAGCUGGAUGCGUCACUUAUGGUGGGAUGAUGCAUGGGCGGCACUUGCACUGAUUGCAGAUGCUGUUUGUCUGGCAUGUAUUUGGGUCGACAGUGCGAUAAGUAGUGACAUGGGCCCUCAGCGUCGCAUUUACCACUGUUUUGUGGUGCGCAUCACAGCUUACUCGGUUGCAUUUCUAACAGAUUGCUUCAGGGCUGCGCGCAUGAGCGUCAUUUUUUCGAUCAUCCCUGUCGCCACCCACUCAACAUACAAGAUCCAUUCACAGAUUACCUAUCUCAUUGCAGUAUCUUUUGCGUGCAUGUGGGCCGCGCUGGUCGCCCAGAAGAUCACUAUCUGCGAAUUCCACUCUUGUCACAUGGGCAAGACGGUGGCACUCUCGCUUUUGAUAACGGACGUCAUCGCGGACAUUUCCCUCGUUGCUGCGCCGCUUUAUCUCUUGAAAAACAUACGACUUUCGCGUAGCAAAAAAUUACUGGUCCAAUCUGCAUUUAGCGCAUCACUCGUAAUUUCUGCCAUCACAGUCACUUACUCCAUACUCCUCUUCCUCAACUUCUAUAACACACUUACACUCAUGUUUGCGCACAUCAAGGCCGCACUUAGUCUCAUCGUAUGCAAUCUCCUGGUGAUCGUGACCUUCUUAUAUCGCGUAUGCUCAAAGGACACUGCAUUCGACUUGAACCAGUCGAUCGCUUCCAACGGAGUCUUUACGACUGUCAUAAUAACACCGAUGGGCAGUUGCACGAAUACCCCGGCAUCGCUUUCUUUACAAGAGGGGAUGACAUCGAGACAGCUAAAGGUGCAGGCUGGAGGGAAGGAGUCGCUUGAUGAAGAUGUGAGUGUGCAUUCCGCUGAAGAGGGCACUGAGUAG